AUGGAUUUAAGAAACAAAAACACUAGAAAUAUACUUCUUCAACUUCUAGAUAAAUAGCUUAAUAAUAUUCUAUCAGAUAAUCAUCAAAUAACAAAAUUUUAAGAUUAACUUAUUCGAUUUUAAGGUGGAGAAUAAUAAAAAUAUGUAAAACAAAGAUAAUAUUCACCAUCUCCUUAAUUCAUGCGAACUCAUAGUUAAUCUGAACAUAUUACUUUUUAUGAAAGAUAAUAAUCUCAACUUAAAUUGAAAAACUAAAGAUUAUAAUAAUCAAAAGAAAAGUUAAUCUUAAAAAAACUAGAAGAACAAACCUAACAAAAUACAUUUCAUCCUAAAAUAUUAAAACCAAAAAAUGUGAAUUCUUAAGUUAAAAAUGAUAUAUAUAAAUCAGGUAUUAAAUGGAUGCAAUAAAAAGUAUUUAAUAUUAUCUAAGUAGAUAAGGCUGAUCAUAUAGAUAAAUUAAAAGAGUCAUCCACUAUUUAAAUGAAUCAAGAAAAUUCAUUUAAACCUACAAUAAAUAAGAUUUCCCAGAAAAUUAUCAAAUAAAACAAUUAAAGCGACUUUUUUUAAAGAAUGAAUACAAAUGAGACUAAAAAACAACAGAAAAUUAAAUAACUUAAAAAUGAUGCAAUUCCCUCUUUUAAACCUUAAAUUAAUAGUAAUUAUAUAUAUAAUAUUAUUAGAUCGUCUUAAGAAAGUGUAAAACAAUUAAAAUAAAGAUAUUCUAUAAGUUUCUGUUAAUUUAGAACUAUUAGAAAAAGUAAGAGAUUAUUAUUAGAGAGAUAACAGUUAAUCCAAUUUAAAUAUAAGUUAAAUUGAUUAUAGAAAUAGAGAUUGUAAUUCUGCUCUUUCUUAAACUAUAGAGAUUGAUAAAUAAAAUUCUUAAUCUCCUAGUUUUAGAAAUUCUACUAUUAAAAAAUAAUCUCGACUUUAAACUGAUUUCAAUUCACCUAAUAAUAAUUUUACAGAAAUGUUAUAUGAAGCAUUAGGUGAUUCAUAAUUUGAUUACUUUUGA
This is a messenger RNA of Paramecium pentaurelia, 1012 nucleotides long. The record is from the annotation of a GenBank genome assembly. Lineage: Eukaryota; Ciliophora; Oligohymenophorea; Peniculida; Parameciidae.